Messenger RNA from Corticium candelabrum, 792 nucleotides. RefSeq lists its product as uncharacterized. NCBI's taxonomy places the organism in Eukaryota, Metazoa, Porifera, Homoscleromorpha, Homosclerophorida, Plakinidae. Gene Ontology annotation, cellular component: plasma membrane. The transcript has a single exon. The record is from RefSeq and is a predicted model, not a curated record. Bases 1 to 675 code for a protein of 224 amino acids.
AUGGAUACAGACCAUAUUGUGACAGCUGAAACAAUUUGGAAGUACAUGUUAUUGGGACAUAACAUGAUCAAGUGUAAUGCUGCAAUAGUACUGGGAAGUCAUGACACUCGUGUAGCUGAUUGGGCGGCUCAGUUGUAUUUGGACGGGUUCACACCUUGUCUGCUGUUUUCAGGUGGCCUAGGAAAUCUAACAAAAGGAGUUUUUAGUCAACCAGAAGCGGAUCUGUUUGCUGAUGUUGCAAGAGGGCGUGGUGUCACUUCUGAUUCAAUUUUCAUCGAAAAUGAGUCGACAAACACUGGGGAGAACAUUCAAUUUUCAUACAAAGUUUUGAUAGACGCUGGCAUUUCAACAGACAAACUCAUUCUUGUACAAAAACCCUACAUGGAACGGAGAACCUACGCCACAUUUGUCAAGCAAUGGCCUGGAGAUGUUGCCAAAGUAAAAUUUGUGCUGACGUCACCGCCUAUAUCUUUUAAUGACUACCCCAAUGAGGAUGUGGGAAGUAUACAUGACGUCAUUCACAUAAUGGUGGGUGAUCUACAACGCAUACUAAUAUAUCCAAACAAAGGAUUUCAGAUUUACCAGGAAGUGCCAACUAAGGUACUUGACGCCUAUGAGUCACUCAUCCAAGCAGGAUACACUAGACACAUGAUACAAACUGGAGAUAUAAACUGACUGAUUAUUUAUAACAUCUAAACUCUACAUCUAGAUCUGUACAUUACAGCUCAGUUUUCUGUUCUCUAUUCAUCUUAUGUGUGUGAAAACAGGUACUAAUACGAUUACACAAAUCAU